Molecule: messenger RNA, 1503 nt
Organism: Parasteatoda tepidariorum (common house spider)
Lineage: Eukaryota; Metazoa; Arthropoda; Arachnida; Araneae; Theridiidae
Product: parafibromin
Biological process (GO): positive regulation of transcription elongation by RNA polymerase II; transcription elongation by RNA polymerase II
Cellular component (GO): Cdc73/Paf1 complex
Molecular function (GO): RNA polymerase II complex binding
Source: RefSeq, a predicted model, not a curated record
CUUUCCAACCUUUUUUUUAAGCAAAACACUACUCAUAUUUUUUUAGGCACAGAAAUAGGCAGUUGAUGAUGACAACUUGACCGCGAAUUCAUGAUUUGAAAUAUUAAAAUUGUCUUGGCCUCCAGAAUAAUCUUGUAUGCCAAGGUCUAUAUAUUUAUUUCAAGGUCUAUAUAUUAUUUUACUAUGACUAAUCCAUUGAGUGUUCUUCGGGAGUACAAUUUUUUUAAAAAGCCAAUUAUUGAACGAAAUAAUCAAGUUAUUUUUGGAGCGAAUUCAUGGCCCAAAACAACACAAACCAAUUAUCUUGUAUGUGGUUCUGGGAAAGAUGGAACUCAAAAGAAAUAUUAUACACUAGAAUGCCUGCUUUAUUUUAUAAAAAAUGCAUCUUUGUCUCAUCCAAAGUAUGUCGAACAAGCUGCUGCUGAAAACAUUCCUGCUGUCCGCCGUCCAGAUCGUAAAAAAUUAUUGGCAUAUCUAAAGGGAGAUUCUAGUACUAUGUCCAGUAGCAUUGAUAAAAAUGGGCCCAUUAAAGACAUUACUAUAGUUUAUGAUAAAGAAGCUGAAAUUGAAACAAAUGAACUCAGAGCUAAAUUAGGCCUUAUUAAAUCUGAAGAAACUAAUAAUUCUUCUAAAAUUAUUGACAUAUCCAAAGGGAGAUUCUAGUGCAGUGGCCAGUGGCAUUGAUAAAAAUGGGUCCUUUGAAGGCAAAGGCAUUAUAAUGAUAUGGAAGUUGAUUAUUUGUGUUUAAAGAACGUUAACGCAUGUACACCAGAUGGUUUAAAUCCUGCAAUCUUGAUAUAUAUGGUUCAUAGUACACAAUUAAAUUUUAUCUAGAAAUUCAAAAAUGUUGGAAUAAACUUUAAAUUAGUGUGUGUUCACAGAAUGAUGGAAUGAACACUUGCAGUUUAUCCAACUUCAAUCAUUUGUAUGGGUAGCAUAUUACCCAAAAUGUUUUAGCAUCAUCUGUCACAUUAUGAUAAGGAUUAUUAAAAAUCCUUAAUAUUGUUUUUUUUAUACUGAGGAUGGUUUUGCUCCAGAAAAAAUCCAGACUUUUCCAUAACCUUGAUCCAGAAAUCUAAGGUCUAGAAGUUACAAGAAACCAUUGAUCACGUUUAUGUACAAAAAAUUCUUCUAUAUUUUAUUUAAAAAUAUUACAACUAGACUUUGUACUUGGCAUCUCUUUCAUUUGUAAAUAUUUUUUGUUAGAAUAAUAAAUGUGAUAAAAGAUAAAAGUAAACUUAUAAAUAAUUAUUCAUUUAAAUUAUGCUGUAUAUAAUUUAUUUAGAAUUUCAUUUUAUGAAUAUAUCAAUGAUUUAAAUUUAUAAAGACAUUAAUUUUUUGAAAUGCGUCACUAAUGAUUUUAUGUAAGAAAAUUUCAAGAUUUUGGAAUUUUCAGGAUCUCACAAUUACUCCUGUUUAUACUGAAUUCUUAUUAUUUGAAUUAGACGUAAUAUAUUGCUAUUAUUUUAAAUAUUUGUCAAUAAAAAUUCAAUAUUUUUAAAU